Echinostoma caproni is the source of this 1461-nucleotide messenger RNA. NCBI's taxonomy places the organism in Eukaryota, Metazoa, Platyhelminthes, Trematoda, Plagiorchiida, Echinostomatidae. The record is from the annotation of a GenBank genome assembly.
AUGCAAAAUGCAAAGAAGGUACAACAACAGGCCGCAAAUAAACAUCCGUACAAGAAAAUCCGGGCGGCACUUGAUGAUCCGUCAAGAACAUGUGUUCUAUUUGAUAACGAGUUUCACCGUGCAUGCUUCCAUCCCCAAAUGUCAAACGAGAGCAUUCAAGACUACACCACACGAAUGAACUGGGUCACAGCUUGCUGGUAUCAGAAACACUUGGGAGUUGAUGCUUCCGUUAUUUUGGUAACAGAUAACAAAGCGCUUGCUGGGGAAUUCUCUGUCAAGUCGCCUGUCUCUGAUACAACUUUAACACCAAUGGUUCUAACCCUACCAGAACUGUUGGAGACCUACUUUUCGGAGUUGACUCAAGCAAAACUUCUUUUCGAAUCGUUAAAAGCGUCACUUGAGUCUCGUCCAGUGAAAGAAUCAUCACAUAAACCACUGGAUUCAACAGAGUCGGGGAAUGAAGUCUCCAGUGGUGUUCCAGAUAUUCCUGCCGCCCCGCAACCCGGAAAAGUGUAUCCAGAUCAUCUGUCCGAAGCCGCUUUGCUGGCUGGUCUCCGUGUGCACCUUUCAUUAUUGUUCUUUCUGUCCCCCCCCCUCGCGCCCUCUUGUGCGCAUCUCAGUGCCAGUACCGUGAAACAUCAACCGGAACUAAAAGAUGCUCUGGCCUCAAGAAGUGAAAUUGCCGUGCACGGGAUGCAAUUGCGCAAUCGGGCCAUCGAUGGUGAUCUGGUUGUGCUUCGCCUAUUGCCUCGCGCUCAAUGGACAGCCGUGUCUUCCAAUAUCACUGCGGCCGAGAAUAAUGCAGCAGAAGUGGUAGACACUGCAGCUGGUCCGGUUGAGACUCCACCCGUUGUCGAUCCAGUUGAGUUCACUUCCAGUGUUACAACUGUUCCAUGCGGUUUUGUUGUCGGUGUAAUUGGACGCAAUUGGCGGGAUUACGUUUGUGCCUAUGUGCCAAACGAGUCCGAUGCACCGAUUGAGACAGGAUGGAUUUUGGCUACCCCCUGGGAUCGCCGUAUUCCACGAAUCCGUGUGCAUACAACUCAGGCAUCGAAGCUGUCCCAAGAACGUUUCGUGGUGCGUAUCGACUCCUGGGAUGCGGGUUCCACGUAUCCACACGGACACUUUGUCCAGUCAUUGGGACGCAUUGGGGAUUUGGAGACAGAAACUCAAACACUGCUGAUCGAACACAAUUUGGCAAUUCGGGCUUUCUCUGAUGCACAGCUCAAUGAGUUGGCACCAUAUAGUGCCGUACGGCCGUGGCAUGUAGAUCCUGUGGAGGUCAAACGAAGGCGGGAUCUUCAUGCACCAACUGUUUCCGGGAAUCCGAACUCGGAAGAUGUUCUCAUCUUUAGUAUUGAUCCUCCCGGAUGCCAUGAUGUGGACGAUGCCCUGUCUGUACACUGGCUUGAUCCAAUCAUGGCCGAAGAUGGUUCUCAGCAUAAACGCUUGUUUUUUUGA